AUGCUCGGCAGCUUCACGCCGAGCGAGAGCCGCGCCAAGGCGAUCGCGGAGGCGCCCAAGGGCGGGCCUCCGAGCUCUGGCAGCAGCUCGAAUCUGGAGCAGUCCCUGAAGAAGCAGGAGACUCUCUUUCAUUCGGAGAAGCAGACGGCCGCGAUCGAGAACAUGAUGGGCGAGCUCCAGACGCUGAUGCUGUCCAAGGUCGAGGAGGAGAGGCGCAUCAACGCGGACCUGCGCCAGGACAUGGACGAGCUCCGCGCACAGAUCGGGGUUGUGCAGGACUCCUACUCGAACGCCUGCGACCAGCUGGAGAUGACGAGCAUGGAGCUUGACAGCAGGACGGCCAGGGUGGCCACGGACCUCACGCAGGAGCGAGACGGCGCCGAGCAGCGCACGGUGGAGGCGGCAAAGCGCCAGAAGGAGCUCGAGAGCGAGGUGGAGAAGGCGGAGGCCGAGCGCAACAGGAUCUUCGACCAGCGCAACGUCAUCGUGAACCACGUCAAGGACCUCGGAGACAUCGUGGUCCAGCGCCGCCACGAGAGGGACGAGCUGGAGGAGGCGCGCGCGGGGGCGGAGGCGCAGAAGGCCGAGCUGGAGAGGCAGGUGGCCGCCACGGAGGCGGACAAGGCCUCGCUGUCGCAGCAGAUCGGCGCCAGCUCAGCCGAGAGCGCCGCGCUGCAGGCCCAGGCCGACGAGGCCGCAGGCCAGACCGCCCUCCUCGUCGAGCAGCGCAAGGUCAUCAUCGGCGAGGUGGCCAACCUGACGUCGAAGGUCGUGAACCUGGACAGCCAGAAGGAGCAGCUUAAUACGGAGAUCGCGCAGCUCAACGCCGAGAACGCGGAGUUCGCCAAGAGGGUCGAGAGCCUCGAGGGCGACAAGACGUCCCUCGAGGGCAAGAUCGGCGCUCAGAAGACGACCGCUGGCAAUCUCGAGAAGAAGAAGGCCGCCAUCGAGGACGAUAUUGCACUCCUCAUGGAGCAGCGCAAGCUGAUCGCCAAGGAGGUCGCCUCGAUCACGCAGAAGGUUGUCACGAACGAGGUCGAGAAGGCAGCAUUGCGCGAGCAGAUCGCUGCAUCGGAGGCCCAAGAGGCGCAGCUCAACGAGUCGAUCCACGGCCUGGUGGGGGUCAAGGCUGGGCUCGAGCAGGACCUCAAGGACUCCCGGUCCAUAGUGGCCAACUACGAGAGCGAGAUCAAGGAAGUGUCGGGGCAGAUAUCGAACCUCAGGAGCCAGCGCAAGGUCGUCGUGGGUGAGGUGGCCAAGCUCACGGAUAAGGUGGUGGAGGCCGGGCGGUACAAAGAGGACCUGCUGGACCAGGUGUCCUCGCGCGACAACGCGGUCUCCUUGCUGGAGCAGAGGAUCUCGACCCUGCAGGGCCAGAACGCUGGCCUGCAGGCCAAGAUCGAUGCGGGGAGGGUUGAACAAAGUGAGCUGCUCUCGAAGCAGUCGGCGGCGGAGCAGGCUGUGAAGCAGGGGCUGGAGAUGCGCGCCAUGAUAUCCAAGGAGGUCGGCAGGCUGACUGACAAGGUGUCCGAGGCCAACUUCAAGAAGGGGCAGCUGGAGGAGGACAUCUUCCUCAAGGAGGGCGAGAAGGUCCAGCUGGAGGGCCAGGUGGCAGCCCUGGAGGGCGAGACAGGGUACCUCACCCAGAACGUCAAGGACAUGACGACGGAGCGGGACCGCCUUGUCAAGCGCAUCCUAUUCCAGAACGACAACAACAAGAAGCUCGAGGCGAAGACCACGCUGGGAACCGAGGAGAAGCAGCGGCUGUCGCAGCAGCUUGCGGAGGCCAACGCGAAGCAGAAGGAGCUCAGCGCGAAGCUGCAGCUGCGCCAGGAGCGGUUCGAGAUGCAGCUUCGCGAGGGUGGCGUGCCUCCAGCUCUCGAGGGCAAGAUCGUCGCCGCCGGCGUGACGGCCGAGGUCAGCCAGGUGGAGGUCCAGCUCAAGAGCGAGCUGCUCACCCAGAGCAGGGAGAACCAGCGGCUCAUGUCGGAGCUCCGGGACAUGAUCCGCAAGCUCGACGAGGUGCAGAUGCUCCAGGCCGCCUGA
Molecule: messenger RNA, 2046 nt
Organism: Prorocentrum cordatum
Lineage: Eukaryota; Dinophyceae; Prorocentrales; Prorocentraceae
Source: the annotation of a GenBank genome assembly